UUAUUCUAGCACCGUCACUACUAGGAACCGUAAUGUGCAUUAUCAUAUGAUGCUAUGAAGGAAAUGUGGGUUUAAAUUAUAGGUGUUACAAGCAACGUGGGGUCAAAGGCUAAUGUGUCCCUCGGUAUUUGUAUGCAGCUCCACAGAGACCUGCUGUUCAUAUUCCUGUUGUUCUCAGUGGCUAGUUGAAACUGCUGCGCUGCCUGAAGGCCGCGAACGCUCUUGCACCCUCAUUGCACCCACGGCCCACGGCUCCUCCCACCGUAUUAAAGCCUCGUCCGGAUGGUGGCUGCUUUUAGUCGGCGGUAGGAGGUGCUCGAGGUGCUGAGUAGCAGCGGCGCGAGCACUCGAGGAGCGCGGAGCGGCAACUGCAGCAGCAGGUACACGCGGCGGUGUCUCUCGCGCUCAGUUUGCGUCUCGUGCCCCUCGCCAUGAAGACAAUUCUGGCUGCUUACUCCGGUGUGCUGCGAGGCACCGGUUCAAGUAUUCUCUCAGCAUUGCAGGACUUGCCCAGUGCCUCCUGGCUCUCCCGCUCCAAGCUGGAGAAACAGUUGCAAGUCAUUUCUGUGCUGCAGUGGAUCCUCACUUUCCUCGUACUUGGUGCAACAUGCACAGUUGCACUCAUCUAUAUGUUCUGCACAGACUGCUGGAUCAUCGCGGCUAUGUACACGGCAUGGUUGAUCUUUGACUGGAACACCCCGAAGGAAGGAGGACGGAGGUCUUCGUGGGUGAGGAACUGGACUGUCUGGACCUACUUCAGAGAUUAUUUCCCUAUCAGACUUGUCAAGACACACAACCUGCUGCCAAACAGGAACUACGUCUUCGGCUAUCACCCCCAUGGAAUUUUCUGCUUUGGAGCAUUUUGCAAUUUCGGGACUGAGGCUACAGGAUUCUCCAAAAAGUUCCCAGGGAUCAAGCCCUCCUUGGCCACCCUAGCCGGAAACUUCCGCAUGCCUGUACUGAGAGACUAUUUGAUGUCUGGAGGUAUUUGCCCUGUCAAUCGCAAUUCAAUUGACUACAUUCUGUCGCACAGUGGAACGGGAAAUGCGGUCAUUAUCGUUGUUGGAGGUUCUGCCGAAUCGCUGGACUGUACACCCGGCAUGAAUGUUGUCACCCUGAAGAACCGCAAGGGAUUUGUGAAGCUGGCUUUACAGAAGGGGGCCGACUUGGUCCCUGUAUACUCCUUUGGGGAGAAUGAAGUGUACAAGCAGGUCAUCUUUGAGGAGGGUUCCCGCUGGAGGAUGGCACAGAGACGGCUCCAGAAGCUCCUGGGCUUUGCCCCAUGCCUUUUCCAUGGGCGUGGCCUUUUCUCUGCAGACUCCUGGGGCUUUGUGCCCUACUGCAAAACUAUUACCACAAUAGUUGGUGAACCCAUCACAGUACCCAAGAUUGAAGAACCCAGUCAAGAGGUACUAGAUCAGUACCAUGCCAUGUAUGUGAGGUCCCUCACAAAGCUCUUUGACAAGUACAAGACACGCUUUGGCCUGAAGGAAAGUGAUAUUCUACUGAUCCAGUGAGAAUGUGGAGGAGUUAAAGAAGCUUUUUGGAUCCUCUAGAUCAAAACCCUCCAAGUGCCUGACUCUCAGUAUUGAAGCUGUGACUCAGCUGGAAUUGAUACAUGGCACAUGAGUGCGCUAAUCCACACUUGCAGCAUGUUCCAAAAUGUGCAGUAUGUGCCUCCCUACCUGGUAAACUAAGAAAGGCCAUGUUUUAGUAAUCUUAAGAGAAAAGACUCUGAUCCUAUGAACUGCUUAUUCUGUAAAUGCAUCUGGCCUUGUAAUUUAUCUAGAUUUUUUUUGUGCUUAUCCAUGUCAUGGUUGUAGACUGCUGUAGCAACAGUUACUAUGUAUGUACAUACUAACCAUGGAAGAAGUAAACUGCUGUACAUCAUACCUGCCAACAGGGACUGCUAUAAGGCAGAUUUUUACCAUCAUACUGCCUCUAAUGCAAAGAUUAGCAGCUGUUAUAGAAAGUAGAGAGCCUACAGAGCAUCAAGGAAAGAGUUCUUUUUGGUUUUCUACUUUGGUGUUUUACAUACCUGCAUUAUAGCCUUUAAUUAUGUAUGAAGAAAAGUAUGUAAAACAUGUUAGUUUAGUCUUAAAGUGGCUUUUUGUGCACCUUCAAUGUGAUGAUUUCAGGUAAAACUAACAGUUUAUCUCCAGGACAUCCUAUCAUCUUUACUUAUAUGCAAGUAGGGGACCCUAAAAAAUGUUUAAAUGCACACACAAUGCAAUUUCAGAGGUUUAUUCUCACAAAGUGGUAUCACUUGUAUGUUUGGGGGGGG
This is a messenger RNA of Scleropages formosus (Asian bonytongue), 2284 nucleotides long. It is a transcript of the gene dgat2, whose product is annotated as diacylglycerol O-acyltransferase 2. Gene Ontology annotation, biological process: triglyceride biosynthetic process. Lineage: Eukaryota; Metazoa; Chordata; Actinopteri; Osteoglossiformes; Osteoglossidae. Gene Ontology annotation, cellular component: endoplasmic reticulum membrane. The record is from RefSeq and is a predicted model, not a curated record. Gene Ontology annotation, molecular function: diacylglycerol O-acyltransferase activity. Bases 432 to 1517 code for a protein of 361 amino acids. The transcript has 8 exons.